Magallana angulata is the source of this 2434-nucleotide messenger RNA. Its product is annotated as solute carrier family 15 member 4-like. The transcript is spliced from 11 exons. The coding region runs from base 263 to 1984 and encodes 573 amino acids. Gene Ontology annotation, cellular component: membrane. Gene Ontology annotation, molecular function: transmembrane transporter activity. The record is from RefSeq and is a predicted model, not a curated record. Lineage: Eukaryota; Metazoa; Mollusca; Bivalvia; Ostreida; Ostreidae. Gene Ontology annotation, biological process: transmembrane transport; oligopeptide transport.
CUGAUAUUAUGAAAGAAAAUUGGCAUGGGUCUGAACCAUACAGAAAUUCGUCUUUAUCUCAUGUACUAUUCAUCGAUAAACCUUCAACAUGUGACCGUUUGAGGAAGCUGAAUAUCUACACAUGAUGAAAAAUGUUAAAAGAUAUAAACAAAGGCUUUUACACAUACCAGAAAGAAUCAAUUAAUUCGUCUACAUGGAUAUAAGGAAAUAAUUAGAGAUAUUCAGGUGAAAUACCGUUAUCGGCAGGCUUAUACCCCUUGAUAUGGCAAGUUUUGACCCAGACGAAUCAGAGCCUCUAUUGAAGAGGACGGGAAGAGAGGGGGCCAACAUGGAGGCGGAAAAGAAACCAGCGAGUCGGCCGAUGAGCCGCCAGCAGCUGGUGGUGGUGGGUUGCAUUCUGAUGUGUGAGCUCUGUGAACGGCUGACCUACUACAGUGUCACCGCCAAUGUGGUGCUUUUCUGCACCAACACAUUGAAACUGGAGAGUACUACAGCAGCAACCGUUUCGUUGGUCUUCUCCGGAACUGUGUUUAUUAUCCCCGUCAUUGGAGGUUAUAUAGCAGACACUUUGGCGGGAAAAUACAACACAAUUCUAGGAUCGGGACUUAUAUAUGUGCUAGGCUUGUUUUUGUUGCCGACUUCAGCGUUCGAUUACACGGAUUUCUUUGGCACGGAUGAUGAUGGUGUACCCUUCGACCUGUCCAUAAGUAUGCGCAGAGUUUACUACUUUAUGGGGCUCGUUUUCGUUGCCAUAGGAACCGGGGGUAUCAAAGCAAACGUCGGACCAUUUGGCGCGCAACAAGUUGAAGAUCUUGGACCGGAAGCUGUACAAUCUUUCUUUAAUUGGUUUUACUGGUUCAUUAACGCCGGCUCGUUCAUUGCUUUCCUGGGUGUGGCGUACAUACAGCAGAACGUCAGCUUCAGCCUGGGUUACCUCAUACCCUUUAUUUCCAUGAUAGUGGCCCUCGUCAUAUUCGUUGCCGUCAAAUCCAAGUACAAACAGACUCCUCCUGGAGGUAGCAUAAUUGUCGAUUCACUUGGCGUUUGUUGUGAUGCUGGAUGUAGGAAGUUUGACAAUGCGCGAAAAAGCAAUGGAGGAAAGUAUCCAGACGAUUUCGUUACCGGUGUCAUCGCUGUUCUGCGGGUUAUUCCAGUGUUCCUGUUGAUUAUUCUUUACUGGGCAAUAUAUUCUCAGAUGCAGUCGACAUUUUUCUUACAAGGCGAACGCAUGGACGCCAAACUCGGAAGCGUGAUAAUGCCUAUAGCUGUAUUGAAUGUGUUCAACACGAUCAUCAUCUUAAUCCUUAUCCCCAUCAUGGACAAAGUCGUUUAUCCAUUCUUGGCUAAAUAUAACAGGAGCCCCACUCACUUGCAGAGAAUCGGCUUGGGGUUUGUCUUAUCAGCUCUGUCGGUUUUAGUGGCGGGAAUUUUGGAAAUUUACCGUAAAAAGGACAUCGAAGAAAAUGGAGUCAUUGAACAAAAACUUUCAGGAGAUACAUUCAACGCCUCGAGUAUUUCGAUAUUUGCACAAGUUCCACAGUUUGCCCUUGUAGGAGCCAGUGAGGUGUUUGCGAGUGUUUCAGGCCUGGAAUUUGCCUACUCCCAGGCGCCAUCUUUUAUGCAAGGAUUGGUGAUGGGUCUAUUUCUCAUGACGUCAGGAAUUGGAAACUAUGUGUCUGAGGCAAUCCUUGAGAUAGUCAAAGAGGCCACAGGAGCUGACCCUCCAGAUGCCUGGUUUCCAGAGGAAAUAAACGACGGAAAGACAGAAAACUUAUUUUUCAUGCUAGCCGCCCUGAUGGCCGUGAACACGCUAGUUUUUGUCGUCGUGGCUUAUUUUUAUAAGUAUAAGUCACCGGAAGAGACUCAAUACCUAGAAGUAGAAAAAGUCGUCGAUCCGGAUAAACCGCCACCGUAUGAGCAGACGGCGGGUGGUUUUCAUGAAAACCCCGGUUAUAGUGAGCAUCCGGAAAGCACAAGGUUAUGAAAAACCACGAAGCAGCAUCGAAAGACGUUUGUAAUAUUCUGUAGAGAUAUUACUUUUGCCUUUAAUAACGUUCAACAAAAAAACAUACUACUGCGAGUUACUACUUAAAGUAAUAACAACUUCGAGUUAUCUUUCUUUGAAAUGUGUUGGCGUUUUCUCAUAUCUGAAAUCCGACAAUGUGGUGCUUUACUAGCAUUAGAUUAGAGAUACAAAAGAUCGUAAUAUCUUAAAACAAUAUUUUAUGAUUUUCAGAGAAGAAAUCCAUCUAAUUGAUUUGCAUGAAUACCUGUAUGAACAUUAUUAUUAUUUUUUAUUGAAAUACAGUAUUUCGUUGUGUGCUCAUCAAAUUGUCUUCGAUUCACUUAUGAUUUUUGCUUGUUCGAUAUAUUCAUAUUUUUACAAUAAUAUAUAACUAAGAGGAACAUUCAUUAAAUAAACUCAUUUACCAUU